Molecule: messenger RNA, 1474 nt
Organism: Vicugna pacos (alpaca)
Lineage: Eukaryota; Metazoa; Chordata; Mammalia; Artiodactyla; Camelidae
Gene: SNU13
Product: small nuclear ribonucleoprotein 13
Biological process (GO): ribosome biogenesis
Cellular component (GO): ribonucleoprotein complex; nucleolus
Molecular function (GO): RNA binding
Source: RefSeq, a predicted model, not a curated record
ACGUCACUUCCGCUUCCUGUCGCGCGCGGCCAUUUCCAUUCCUUCCGCUGCUUUCCCGCAGAGGUGAUCGCUCCAUCUCUGACAUCGCUGUGCUCCUUGAGGCGUGACGAGACCACAUAACCGCAACCAUGACUGAAGCUGAUGUAAAUCCGAAGGCCUACCCUCUUGCAGAUGCCCACCUCACCAAGAAACUAUUGGACCUUGUUCAGCAGUCAUGUAACUACAAGCAGCUUCGAAAAGGAGCCAAUGAAGCCACCAAAACUCUCAACAGAGGUAUCUCUGAGUUCAUUGUGAUGGCUGCAGACGCCGAGCCCCUGGAGAUCAUCCUGCACCUCCCACUGCUGUGUGAGGACAAGAAUGUGCCCUAUGUGUUUGUGCGCUCCAAGCAGGCCCUGGGGCGGGCCUGUGGGGUCUCCAGGCCUGUCAUCGCCUGUUCUGUCACCAUCAAAGAAGGCUCACAACUGAAGCAGCAGAUCCAGUCCAUCCAGCAGUCCAUUGAAAGGCUCUUAGUCUAAACAGGUGGCCUCUGCCACACUCCCUGCUGACUCCUCCCCCAGAGGUUAUGUAUCAUAUUGUCUGUUAGCAUGUAGUAUUUCCAGCUACCUUCUAUUGUUAUAAAGUAUUGUAGUGCUAAAUCUGGUUUUUGUAUUUUUGUAUUGUUUUGUCUUGUUUUAUAGGUUGUCAUCCCCUCCCCACCCCUAAUCUCCCCUUCCACUCUCUGUGCCAUCUUAUCCUCCCUUUUGAAAAAUGAGUUAUGCCCAGAAUAGGUGGAAUUAAGGUGAACACCAUUCAAAGGCAGGAAAGAGCCAAGAUAAGAGAUCUGGUUCCAGCUUUCAGGCUUUCAACUUCCUACUGUAAACAGGGAAUGAGGGAAGUAAACAGUAUAUUCACUUUGUAUCCCUUGUACCUGGCACACAGAAUCAUUGCAUACGUGUUUGAAUGAUGGAGGGGUUUCCUUCGCUCUUUAGAGCAUUAUGUAUCAUUUGGGGAGGAAGCAUGUAUUCUGUGAGGUUGUUGGGUGUGUGUCCCAAGUGUCAUUUGCUAAUGUUCCUCUGCUGUUUGCCUUUGUAAUAUGAUGUUAUGUUUCCCCCCAACUCCCACCCAUGGCCCUGAGGGUGGCAGGGCAACAGCAUACCAAAGAAAUGUGCUGCAGAAUUCCAGAGGUGGCCUGGGUGAGUGAGACAUGGAACAGGUGACCCAGGUCUUAAAGGAGUGGCAAGAGGUUCUGGAAUGAAGGAUUCUGGGCCAGUCAUGGAGAACAGGAAGGUACAGCAGAAAUGAUGGAAUCCAGGCUUACUUUGGUGAAUGGAAAUGUCUUUAGUGGACACUUGGUAUCAGCUUUGAGAGCCCUUACCCCUGUUUCCUGCCAUGAUGUGGGUCAGAUGUAAGUAUUCUCUAUUACGUCAGAAGGAUAGUGCUAAUGUGUCGUUCUUGUGAGCAUCCUAAUAAAGAAAUACAUAUAUUCCAAUUUAAA